This is a messenger RNA of Cyphellophora europaea CBS 101466, 393 nucleotides long. RefSeq lists its product as uncharacterized. The transcript has a single exon. Gene Ontology annotation, cellular component: mitochondrial matrix. Bases 1 to 393 code for a protein of 130 amino acids. Gene Ontology annotation, biological process: mitochondrial respiratory chain complex IV assembly. NCBI's taxonomy places the organism in Eukaryota, Fungi, Ascomycota, Eurotiomycetes, Chaetothyriales, Cyphellophoraceae. The record is from RefSeq and is a predicted model, not a curated record.
AUGCCUCCUCACCUGCACCCGCGCUCUACUGCGACCUCGACCCUAUUUGCUGGCACUCUCCUGGCAUCGUUUGUGGUGGUCGGCAUCCCACAUGUCUUCCCGUGCCCGCGACCGCGACGACAAUAUCUAGAUGCUGAUGGAAAGCUUCAGCCGGAUGUUGAGGAACCGUCGAAACCAGCGCGCGCGGAAAAGUCAGGGAGUUCUCGCGAAGCGGUAAUCCAAAAAGAAGCCGCAAUUCUGAGAAUGCUCCAGGAAGAGGCAAGACAGCUCGAGCAACAGGCAAGAGAAUGUCCAGUACCGAAACCAAAGGGCUGGGUGGGGCGCAUGUUAGGAUUCGAGGGCCCGAGCGCACCAGAGCAAGUGGCAGCGACGACGGACUCCAACAAGAGGUGA